Messenger RNA from Meloidogyne enterolobii, 525 nucleotides. The record is from the annotation of a GenBank genome assembly. Lineage: Eukaryota; Metazoa; Nematoda; Chromadorea; Rhabditida; Meloidogynidae.
AUGUCAGUAAUUACACAAUUUAUGUUAAAAUAUAUUUUAAUUAUUUUAAUAGAUUCUCAUCGUUGUGGAUUGCCUUUACACGUUGAUAAUGACAACAAUUUUGUUAGUAGAUAUAAAAGAUUUCGUCCACACAAUUACCACCAUAGACAUAAUCACCAUGUUAAUUACAAAAAUUCAUCCUUUAAACAUUUAAAUGAGACACACUAUCACCAUGACGAACAUAUACACAGAAAAGUAAUGGGUGGUCAUGGAGUCGAGGAGGGUCAAUUGCCAUGGGCUGUAGCUAUACACAAACAUUUAGAUGGAUAUGGUAACAGAAAAUAUUUUAAAUUAAAUUAAAAAAAAAGAUGGAUAUGCUUGUACGGGAACACUGAUUUCGCGCCGUCAUGUACUAACUGCUGCGCAUUGUUUCUUUAAGUAUGGAAAGUUAUUGAAAAGAGAUGAAGUAGAAUGUCAUAAUACACACUGUUGUUAUUCAUAUGAACAAAGUGCAAUACCUGAGGCAGAUGUUCACAAUUACAUUAC